AGAGAGGAGAGAGAGAGGAGUGCUGCUGUAUUAUGUAUCAGUGAGUGUCAGACCAGCCAGCGAUCGAGCGCUGGUGACCGCCAGCAGACACAUACAGACGGAGGGGCGAGGCUGCUGCAUGCGGUAACCAUGGCGCAGCCAUCUCCGUGCGCAUCGCCGGGUGUCCGUCGCCGUAGCGAUGGCUCAGUGAGAGAGUGUCUCUUCUUCCCUGUCUCUGAACGCAACGAGCAGGAGAGGCUGGAGGCCCUGGUCCGCCGGAGAGCCGGAGGAGCCGAGAGACGAGGAGGAGGAGGAGGAGGAGGUGCAGGGGGGGAGGCUCGGGACCACCUGGAUAACAGGCCUAAACGCUGGACGUGGGGAGGACCGCCUGACGGAGUGGAGGGUAACCCUAAGACCCCGCCCUGCAAUGCCAUUGGCUCUGCUCAGCCCAAUGAGCUUCCUGCUGCUUCCAGCGCCAGCCAAUCCCGUAACGUUGGUGACUUCCUGUCUCCACCCGGGAUGGAUCAGCCAAUCAGCAAACAGCUCUCAAACUCUACAGCCGCCCUCCAUUCACCAGAGAGAGUGUCUUUUGUGUCCCAUCGAACAGCUUCCCCCAACCACCACAGACCGUACAGAAGUUCCUCCAACCGCAGGAGCAUCGCUGGACUCCCCGAAGAAGCAUCCAAAGCCAAAACACCCACGGGUGAGACUCCAAACGCACCCGCCCGCAGUUCUUCCUUCAGGGCCAACAGCAAGGGCCCGGCCACACCGAAACGGGUGAGGUCAAACAGGAGUCGCCCCCAGUCGCCCUGCUCCCCGGGCCAGUACCCCCCCUCCCCGCACCGGCAGAGGGCCACCACCCCCGGCACCGACGACAGGGGCCACAGCGAGGUCAAAGGUCACAGCACCCUGGAGAGGAAAUCUACCAAAUCUGAGACCUUGGAGAGAAAGAUCCCCAAAUCCACCAGCAAAGAACUCAACGCAGAGUCUCCGGGCACGCCCACGGGCAGGAGCGUUGGUGGGACGACGGACGCCGAGGAGGCGUCCAGACUGCUGGCAGAGAGGCGACGUUUGGCCCGAAUACAGAAGGAGCAGGAGGAGAAGCAGCGGCAGGAGGAGGAGAGGCAGAGGGCAGAGGAGGAGCAGAGGAGGCAGCAGGAGGCCAGAGAGAGGCAGGAGAGAGCUGCUCUGCAGGCCGAGGAGGAGCGAGUGAAGCGGGAGGAGGAGAGGAGGAACAGGGAGGACAAGGAGAGACGGCAGAAGGAGCAGAGAUGGAAAGACAUGCAGGACCAGCUGGACAGAGAGAGAGAGGAGGCCUGCCUGCGAGCCCAGAAGGAGGCUGAGAGGAAGAGGCAGGAGAGAGAGCAGCUGCACAUCCAGGAGGAGCAGGAGAGGCUGCAGAGGAAGAAGAGAAUCGAGGAGAUCAUGAAGAGAACAAGAAAGAGUGAAGUUGAGCCUCUGUCUGCAGCUGCAGCGUCCGACGCGAGGCCAGAGGCUGCAGUCCCCUCAGAGGAGGACGCCGCGACUCCGGCUGAGGCCCCCGUCAUCAUGCUCGGACCCCUGGAGAACAAGAGCUGCGUGGACGAGCUGUCUGACGGAGUCCAGUCCAUGGACGUCAGUUCUCCAUCUGUCUCCAUCAGUCCAGUGUCCAGGGACGAGCAGCCGAGCGCUCAUGAGUUCUCGCCGCUCACAGAGGAGCACGUGAUGGACCUCGACGCCCAAGGCCAGCGAGGACAGCGGCAGGGCGCCGAAACGCCUCCGUACCCCAAACUGCAGGCCGGCAGCGGGGUGGGAGACCUCAACAAGAACCUGCUGAUUCAAGGGUACAGCGCCGCCUCCGAGUCCUCCCAGCUCAUCCCCAGUGUCGGCCCGAGCAAACUGGACGUCCAGUAGCCAGGACCGUCUCGGGAGCUGGUGGAAACAGGAGGAACAGACCAAGAGACCGUCACCUCUGUCUGCAGAAACAACAACAAUCAUCAUUUCCACAAAGGAACAAAUGCCGAACAACUAACUUCACGUCUGUAUAACAGUAAAGCUUCUGGCCACAUUUUGAGGCAGCGCACACGGGCAAUUUGGACUCAAAAUACAACACAGUUUGACAAAAUCAUGCGAAUAAUGCUUAGUAUGUUAAGGACAGGGUUAUGUGACAGAGAAGGAGGUGGGGUCAGCAUUGAUGCGUGUCACGAAAGAGUUUAGGAAAGUGAAACGACUGUAAAACAAGGAAACUAUGGAGGCAGAGAACGGCCGUGUUUGAAAUUAUUUUGAAAUGCUGUUAAUUAUUUUGUCAUCUUCAGAUACUGAAUCUUGUGUUCUUGGGAAAACAAAAGGCCGAUUUCUCCACAUAAUGACAUUAUUUAUUUAUUCCGAGAAAACGACUUUUGUUUCCUUGAAAUCACAAGUUAAUUUUUUCGUUAUCAAAACCCGAUAACAGCUUUAUGUUUGUCGAUUCUUGACAGAAAAAAGGCCAAUUUCUCAAUGAGAUAAUUUAUGCCAAGAAAACAACUUUUUUUCCUCUAGAUCAUGAGAUAAUUACUUAAAAAUGAGCGUCUGGUUCAUUUAAUCAGACCGGAUUUCAGCAUCUGGCAGGUUUUUUAGGCUUGUUAAAAAAAGGACACAGAAACGUUAAAAAACAGUUUAUUGUUUAAAUUCAGAACUACACAGUUACAAGUGUUUUCACAUUUUCAGCAUGUAUUUUCUAACAUUACAGUGUGUUUAGAAAGAAAUCACUGAUUUCACUUUACCUGGACUGACAAAAAAUGCAAGUAUGGCUGUUCUCGACUUCCAUAGGAAACAUUUGCAGAAAACUUUAUUUAUGCUAUAAAACUUACUGUAACGGCUUGAGUUGCAGGUCAAUGUGAGCCCAAAUCUGCACGCAUCAACUAAAAUUUUCUUCUUUUUAAAUUUUUUUUAAUUUAAUUUUUUAUUGGCAGCCAGAAGAUUUACAAAAAAGACAAUUAUAAAAACUUUACUACAAGCCUGUUUUGACGAUAAUAAAUCACAACAAAAUAAAAGGUAAUAAAUAAGAGUAGAAGCCAAAAGACAAGUUAGCAGGUAAACAAAUGAAAGCACACAAAGAUAGAUACAUAAAAAAGUUUAUUAAUAUAAUAAAUUAACAAAUAAGA
Molecule: messenger RNA, 3101 nt
Organism: Plectropomus leopardus (leopard coralgrouper)
Lineage: Eukaryota; Metazoa; Chordata; Actinopteri; Perciformes; Serranidae
Source: RefSeq, a predicted model, not a curated record